This is a messenger RNA of Nymphaea colorata (pocket water lily), 880 nucleotides long. RefSeq lists its product as uncharacterized. Bases 313 to 741 code for a protein of 142 amino acids. The transcript is spliced from 2 exons. The record is from RefSeq and is a predicted model, not a curated record. Lineage: Eukaryota; Viridiplantae; Streptophyta; Magnoliopsida; Nymphaeales; Nymphaeaceae.
AGCACCAAGCCAACAACAGAAAUGGCGGUCCUUUCUCAACCAGUCAAUUUACUUACGAUGCAAGCAAGAGCCAUUAGCAUGAUGGUAGCAUAAGACUGAAUGCAUGUCUAACUCCCCAUAUUUGAUAUUCCAUCAAAUGUCAAGAAGUUUGAUGCAAUUGAGAGAGAGAGAGAGAGAGAGAGUUCGAUUUCAGAUAUAGAGUCCAGACUCCAGACCCAAAUUCCAAUCCAUGACCAUCUGGAGGGAGAGAUCCCUGAUUUUGCCCAGGUUCUUCCUUCCUGGGCCUUCUUCCAGCUUCUGCAGCAGCCGAUAAUGGGAGGAGGAGGUGGAGAAGGCAUCGAGAAGAUGGUCGCCGUUGGCCUCGUCUGGGGAGCCACCAACGCCCUCAUGAGGAAGGGAGCCCUCCUCUGGGAGCACCGCCAAUCCCAACUCCGCCGUUCCCACCACCGCGGCCUCCUUGGCACCGCCAGGGAGUGGGCGGCGCUCCUCCUCGUGUGGCAGUACACACUCCCCUUCCUCCUCAACCUUUCCGCCUCCGCCGCCUUCUUCGUUGCCCUCGGCUCAUCCCCGAUCUCCCUCGCCGUUCCAGUCACCAACGCCGUCACCUUCGCCUCCACCGCUCUCUUCGCUGCCCUCCUCGGCGAGCCCACCCGCCUCUCCCCCGUACUUCUGGGCACCUCCCUUGUCGCCCUCGGCGUCUGGCUCUGCAUCGAUUCCUCCAAGCCGCACGUCCCAUCCUAAAGGUAAAUUGAAGUGUAGCUCAGCCUCUUAUUUGACAUUCUAUAAAAAGUGUGACCCUCAUUCAGAAAAUCGUAAAAGUUUAGUUCAUUCAGCUGUUUGUUCGAUGGCACAUUUUACGUUGAUGCGAUUUUCUGCCGGC